Cantharellus anzutake is the source of this 808-nucleotide messenger RNA. RefSeq lists its product as uncharacterized. The coding region runs from base 180 to 482 and encodes 100 amino acids. NCBI's taxonomy places the organism in Eukaryota, Fungi, Basidiomycota, Agaricomycetes, Cantharellales, Hydnaceae. The transcript has 4 exons. The record is from RefSeq and is a predicted model, not a curated record.
GCCGAUUUAAGGAAAAUUUAAGGGUACAAAUCAAUGGUGGAUUAUUUCUGAAAAAAGGAAAAGGGGGAGACGAGUAGCGGACAUUGCCGCAUCUGCCAUCCGCCUGGCUGUUGGUCGCCGCAUUGCGUGCCCGUGCCCCAGCAACCAUCCAGCUAUGGGUCCGAGACAAACGCUGGGGCAUGCUGCGGUCAUCAGGCUGCGUGACCCAGCAAUGGCGCUGCUAUUGGUUCAGAAAAAUGCUGAGGCUCCCAGUGCUGAGGCACACUGCCGCCAUCGCGUUGCUCACCCCAGCAACCAGCUGCCGUGCGACCAGAAAAAUGCUGAGCCACCUGGCAUUGAGGCACGUUGCCGUCGUUGCGUUGCCUACUCCAGCAACAACUCUCUCGAAUCAUUCCAUCGAUUCAGCUCACGACCGCCACGCCUGUAGCAUCAACUCACAUACCUCUUACCCUGGAGGCGACGGGGUGGGCCCAGACGUGUGACUCGGAAAACUGCGCGUCCUAGCCGCGACAAAGAUACGAACACGAUUACCCCUCAUCCUCCCAAAAUCGCCUUACCGUUCGAGUGCCACCUGCCCACUCAUCCUUGGAGGUUCGCACACAGACUCACUCUGCCGGCUAUCCGGACAGUUCGGCAUACCAUUCCAUCGUCGGGCCAUUCCCGCAGCGACUCCCUAGCAGGUAUCUCUUCAAUGUCCAGUCUCGGCCGAAUCAUCAAGCCCAGCAGACGUAAUCCCUUUGGCCACGCGGCCACUGUUCUACCUCCACCUCCACUUCCUCCUCGACUCGUCAUCCCCAUGUGCGAGAAU